UGAAAGCUAAUUUAACAUGUUUGUUUACUUGUAUUAUUCAUUACAGUUUUAGUGACAUCUGUGCUUCAGAUUUGCCCUUUUAUCUAAAUUGAAAUGCAGUAAUAUUUGUAAACACUGAAUUUGUAAAAGCUGUGUAUGAAUUCAGACACUGCUCUGCUCUGAACGCGUGUUGGGGUUUUGUUGACUCGUGGACAGGAAGUGCUGUCGGUGACAGCGCGCGACUCCAUUUUAGGCUUCAUUCAUCUGAAUGCCAGUGAGAUUACGUGCUCACUACGGUAAGGCAGUGCUGUACCUACAUAAUCAACUAUGAAUUACUUUACUUGAGUGCUAAUGUUCAGAUUUCACAUGCAGGUAAUGCAGUCUGUCGUUGUACUGCAAUGUGACUGCAUGUUUCUUAGUAAGGCGACGUCUUCGGGUAACUUUAUGUACGUUAGUCAUGCCACUUAAUUUAGCGUUGCAAAACCGAAAACAUUGUCCUACAGCUCUUAUAACAUCACCGACGCUCAUUGGUCGUACUUAAUCGCGUAUCGGGCAUCAAAAACAUACACUUUAAUAAUGAAAAAUUAAACUUAAGGAGGGUAAUACGUUGGGGGCCAUGGUCACGCAGAAACGUGGCCUAGCAAAGCGAGUUAUUUCAGCUUCGCCAUAAAAAGUAGAACUGAGUCUGGUUUACAACUUUACCACUUUCAUCAGAUCAGUGAGUGUCACACACAGCAUAUCUAAUGCCGAGUUGUGAGUCAAUCAUUCUGGCUUGAAGCUACACAAUCGAAACCAAAACAACUCUUGAUGGGAUUAAGGUGACUUUGGUUUUGUAGGCCAACAAAGCUCUAAUGUAGGAACUUAUCUGUUGCUAUAACGUGAAACUAUGCUCCUUCUGUCCAGGAAAAAAAAGGCAAUAAAGAUGGUUAAGAUCUUUGUUGGCAACCUAUCCUCAAGCACGACCGCGGAAGAUCUGCGCUCUCUUUUUUCUGACUAUGGCAAAGUUAAAGAUUGUGACGUCCUGAAAAACUAUGGGUUUGUGCACAUGGAGGGUAAGCAGGAGGCCGAAGAGGCUGUUCGCAAACUCCACCUUCACGAGCUGAAAGGCCAAGCCAUAAAUGUGGAGAUGAGCAAAAAUAAGCCCAGGGGCUCCACCAAACUGCAUGUGAGCGACAUCUGCAGUGGUUGCACCAAUCAGGAGCUCCGGGCCAAGUUUGAGGAGUAUGGCCCUGUGGUUGAGUGUGACAUAGUGAAGGACUAUGCUUUCGUUCACAUGGAGCGAAUGGAGGAUGCCAUGGAGGCCAUCAGUGGGCUGGAUAACACCACCUUCCAAGGCAAGCUGAUCAAAGUACAACUGUCUACAAGUCGCCUCCGUACAGCACCUGGCAUGGGAGACCAAACUGGUUGUUACGUCUGCGGAGAACAGGGCCACUGGUCCAAAGAUUGCAGGCGCCGCCAAAACGGUAGCUAUGGCGGAGGCAUGGGGGGAUUCCCCGGCGGUAGAGGCCCCCCAAGGAGUGCUCCGAAUUACGGCAUGGGCGGCCCUGGAGGUCUUCCUAAUAGAGGUUACCCAGCAGGGCCGCUCCCCCCUUCCCCGCCCCUGAGCCGCCGUCCCAGCUACGGCGAGUACGGCGCGGGUGCUCGAGAACGGUACCUCUGCAGGCCACUGAGCGCCUAUCCUGAGAGGCCAUCCGCAUUUGUGCGAGAACGCUACGGAAGCAUUGACUAUUACGAGAAGUAUCGGGCUCGUCCGAAUGGCUCUAGCUUCUUCGAGGAUAGUAGGCUUCUCUCUAUUCCCCCUCCUCCUCCCCCUCCCUCUUCUUCCUCUCUCUCAAGGAUGCGGUUGGCUCCUCCCAGCCUCGAACCCUAUGAGCGACGCCUUCUGGCGCCUCCGCCUCCCACAGCAUCAGCGUACUUCUCGCGGGACCGUAGCCCAAUCAGACGUGUGGGCGCCGGUUUGGAAGGCUACUCGUAUGAGUGCUCGCGACUUUCCCUGGUAUCAAGGAGCUCAUCGACUUACAGCGUGCCGCGGCCCAGAGAGAACUACACCGAGCGGGUUCGAUACGCAUACUAAGCCACACACUUGCUAAGGUGUUGUCAAGUGAAAAGGCUUCCCCUCCACCUAUAUGACUUUGCCUCAAUCAGAUGCUCCAUCGGAUUUCAAAGAUGCAGGAUUGGAUGGGCACUUCAGAUGCUCCAUCGGAUUUCAAAGAUGCAGGAUUGGAUGGGCACUUCAGAUGCUCCAUCAGAUUUCAAAGAUGCAGGGUUGGAUGGGCACUUUGAUCACAAUACUCAUCAGCUCUGCUCAUUAACGUUUUACCCAUAAUUCACAAACUGCUGUUUAAUUUCCUUUUCCAAUGGAGUCAUCUGUGUAUGAUUACAAGAAGUGGUUGUGGUUUUUGUUUUGUUUUUCAUUUGUAUCCAGAGGUAAGUUAGGGUGUCUAAUGUCAGCAUAACUUUACCUCUGCUAUUAACUACAGUUACACAGACACUCUGUGAGAUUUAAAAUGUUACUUUAGUCUCUGCUUUCCUCCAGUCAAGUUGUGAUCCACUAUAAUUUACCCCUUUUAAUGCUCCAAGACUAUACUUCAGUUGUCAGGUUGGUUUGCCACCUAAUUUCUUUGAUUUAUGAUUUGUGAGGACAAUCUGGUUAUGUUUCUUAUUGCAAAAUAAUACCAGCAUUGUGUAUUUAUAGGGGUAGUGGCAAUCUAAUUAAUCCUGUGGCUGCAAAAAGCUUUUAUUGGGGGAAAAAAACAAUAAAAUUCAACAUUUCUACAUUCUUUUUAUUAUUUGCUACAGGUGGUUGGUAUAAUACAGACUGUUCAGGUUUGAAUUUUACUUGCUUGUUGAAUUGUAUUAUAUCUAAUUGAUAUGUUCAACAGGAUGGUAAACGUUUCUUCUACCAAUAUCUGUGAGUUUUUUUGUGAUUUGGGAGCUUGGACAUGACACGUUGUCCAAACAAUUUUUUGAGGUUUUGGUUGUCUCCACCCUCCCAAAAAAAUCUGAUUUCAUAUACAACCUAAAUAGUUUGCCAGCUUUCAGUGGGAUGCAAACUGUUUUCUGUUCUGCACACACCAAUGACAGUUCAAGGCAGGAGAUCAUAACGUUGUAAGAUGAUGCAACUAGAUGGAAAGGUGGACUGUACAUGUGAGUGAAUUGGAAAUUUGCACGACAUGUGCUGACCAACUCUCACUCAGGGCUUUAUUCACCUUUGAGACUGCUAGCGUUUACUGGCUAUUGCCCUUUAUGGAUGCCUUGGGAAGUUCUGUGAAAAUGUUUAUAAAUUAGAUUUUCUGUAGUUUGUCUGUUUCCUACAGAAUUCAGGAGUGUGUUUUAUGAAUUCUUUUGUAAUAAACCAAUAUUUUGGUGAAGAAAAAA
This is a messenger RNA of Carassius auratus (goldfish), 3357 nucleotides long. Its product is annotated as RNA-binding protein 4.1-like. The transcript is spliced from 3 exons. NCBI's taxonomy places the organism in Eukaryota, Metazoa, Chordata, Actinopteri, Cypriniformes, Cyprinidae. Gene Ontology annotation, molecular function: mRNA binding; zinc ion binding. The coding region runs from base 866 to 2053 and encodes 395 amino acids. The record is from RefSeq and is a predicted model, not a curated record. Gene Ontology annotation, cellular component: nucleus.